GACAUUUUCUCUCCGCCACGCUCCAUUUUGAGGAACGCGUCUCUCCCGCCACGACCCACGGUCGCGCCAUUUGGGGCGUGGCUGGGCGGCUGCCAUCUUGAGUGUGGCUGAGGAAGUUUGAUCGCUGUUUCUCCCAGGAAACAGGAAAUCGACCCCAUUUCACGCGGUAAAGUAAUCAGGGUUCAGACAGAGGAUGCCACUGCCCAGAGGUCACACAGCAAAUAUCUUGAACAUCCUGGAAAGGAAUUCAGGGAUAGAAAUAGAGCUCCUUAGAGAAAGCGAUGUGAGGAGUAUCCGAUACUGGGCCGGAGAGUCCGCGCUUGGUGAGCAGCCGCACGCUUAGCCGAUUACCUCGCCUCUCUGCGCCAGUUUCCUCCAGUGCAACAGGACAGGGAAGGCUCCUGCGUCUCAGGCUGUGCCAGGAAUAAAUGCGAAAUCCUCUGGGAACCUCUCCCCAGUCAUGGACAGCUGCAGUCUUCCAGAGCUCCAGAAGCCUCUGCUGGCAGGUGCAGGCCGUGAGCCUCCUGUCCAGAACCCUGGUGAGCGUGAGCCAGGCCCCCCUCUCCGGGAGACAGCCUUUGCUGAGUCGCCGAGGGCUUGGCCGUUCCUACCAUCACUUCCAUCUGUGAGCGCUGGCCUGGGGGAGCCAGGGCACCCAGACCCCGAGGACACAUCAUCCAGUGACAGCGACUCAGACUGGGAUGGGGGUGGCCUCCUCUCCCCGCUCCUACCCCACGACCACCUCGGCUUGGCUGUCUUCUCCAUGCUGUGCUGUUUCUGGCCCCUGGGCAUCGCUGCCUUUUGCCUGGCCCAGAAGUUGCUAGCAGAUGUUUUAGUGGUUCAGGGAGAAGAGGAGGAAGGAAACUUCAAUUGUCAAGGGAGUCCUCGCUGGUUUCUCAACCACCACCCCAAAAAGCAGCACCCCCAGAGGCAGCAACAGCACUUCUCAUCCCUGGAUGACAAGCCCCAGUUUCCAGGGGCCUCGGCGGAAUUUAUUGACAAGCUAGAGUUCAUCCAGCCCAAUGUCAUCUCUGGAAUCCCCAUCUACCGCGUCAUGGACCGGCAGGGCCAGAUCAUCAACCCCAGCGAGGAUCCCCAACUGCCCCAGGAGAAGGUGCUCAAGUUCUACAAAAGCAUGACCCUGCUCAACACCAUGGACCGCAUCCUCUAUGAGUCCCAGCGGCAGGGCCGGAUCUCCUUCUACAUGACCAACUAUGGUGAGGAGGGGACGCACGUGGGGAGUGCUGCGGCCAUGGACAACACGGACCUGGUGUUUGGCCAGUACCGGGAGGCAGGUGUGCUGAUGUACCGGGACUACCCCCUGGAGCUCUUCAUGGCCCAGUGCUACGGCAACGUGAACGACAUGGGCAAGGGGCGCCAAAUGCCGGUCCACUAUGGCUGCAAGGAGCGCCACUUCGUCACCAUCUCCUCUCCCCUGGCCACGCAGAUCCCUCAGGCUGUGGGGGCGGCCUACGCAGCCAAGAGGGCCAAUGACAACAGGGCCGUCAUCUGUUACUUCGGCGAGGGGGCGGCCAGUGAGGGGGAUGCUCACGCCGGCUUCAAUUUCGCCGCCACCCUGGAGUGCCCCAUCAUCUUCUUCUGCCGGAACAAUGGCUAUGCCAUCUCCACACCCACCUCUGAGCAGUACCGCGGGGAUGGCAUAGCGGCUCGAGGCCCUGGCUAUGGCAUCAUGUCGAUCCGCGUGGAUGGCAACGACGUGUUUGCUGUGUACAAUGCCACCAAAGAGGCCCGGCGACGGGCUGUGGCCGAGAACCAGCCCUUUCUCAUUGAGGCCAUGACCUACAGGAUCGGGCACCACAGCACCAGUGACGACAGCUCUGCAUACCGCUCGGUGGAUGAGGUCAACUACUGGGACAAGCAGGACCACCCCAUCUCCCGGCUGAGGCACUACCUGCAGAGCCGUGGCUGGUGGGACGAUGAACAGGAGAAGGCCUGGAGGAAGCAGUCCCGCAAGAAGGUGAUGGAGGCCUUUGAGCAGGCUGAGCGGAAGCCGAAGCCCAACCCCAGCCUGCUGUUCUCAGACGUGUACCAGGAGAUGCCCGCCCAGCUCCGCAAGCAGCAGGAGUCCCUGGCCCGUCAUCUUCAGACCUAUGGCGAGCACUACCCCCUGGAGCACUUUGACAAGUGAGGCCCACUCACCCCACCCCAUCCAUGACAACCACCCGAGUCUGCAGGGAGGAGGGAGCUGAUGGGACACUACCCCAGUCUCCAACCCACUCUCUCCCACAUACUCAAGGGCUAGGGCUGUGCCCAAGUCUGCCAUGGGACUCCUGCUCCUCCAGGCUGUUACAUUUGCUGGGGGCUCUGUCAGUCCCCUCUUCACCUGUUGUCACAGUGCCUUCUCCCAGGGGCCAGGUGAGGGUGCCUCCAGGUCUGGAAGCCCCUCUAGGCAGGGGUGAUGCGGUAGGUGGUCCUGGGUGCUUACUCAUAGGAGAGGGGUCGGCAUGUGGUCAAUAAACUGUAUCAGCAUUUGGCUCUGUGCCAACUCUGGUCUGUUUCCUGGAGUUUCAGAGGUGGGAGGAGAGUCUGGCAGGACUGGUUUGGGACCACCCCUAGCUUCUCCACUAGGUACAUAUGGUCAAGGCCGUCGAGAUCCCUACUCUCCCCGGAAACUUUUGCAAGCUGGAGGUCAGCUUCAGUAGGCGGGCAGGGGUGGGGUCCUCCUGAUGAUCUCCCAUAGAUUGGGGCAACUCUGUUUCCACAAGGUAACCAGAGGCUGUCAGAGCAGGCCUGGCCUUGGAGGCAUGGGAGGUGUCUGGUAUGCAGGUCGGCUCGGUUCUGUAAACUACUCCAGGCCCCAUAGACGCAAAGACCACUUCAGGCCUCACAGUUGA
Molecule: messenger RNA, 2855 nt
Organism: Talpa occidentalis (Iberian mole)
Lineage: Eukaryota; Metazoa; Chordata; Mammalia; Eulipotyphla; Talpidae
Gene: BCKDHA
Product: branched chain keto acid dehydrogenase E1 subunit alpha
Exons: 14
Coding region: 461-2149 (562 amino acids)
Biological process (GO): branched-chain amino acid catabolic process
Cellular component (GO): intracellular membrane-bounded organelle; membrane
Molecular function (GO): oxidoreductase activity, acting on the aldehyde or oxo group of donors, disulfide as acceptor
Source: RefSeq, a predicted model, not a curated record